AACACACACACACACACACACACAUUUUUAUGCGUGUAUCUAUAGUUUGUUUAUAUAAUUGUGUGUUUUUUCUUUUUUCUUUUCGCCCCACCAUUUCGAAUUGUAAUUCACUGCAAAAAUCCAGUGCUGAGUAACUUACUUAAUCUAGCCGGAUGGAUGUUUCAGCUUUCCCAUUGAGCGUGCCCAAUUGACCUGCCGCUGAUUUAUUUGAAUAUUAGGAAAUGGUCGGUUUUCUGCUGGCAUACGACGUCGUUUUUCUCCCGCCGGACUUGUCAAAUCUUGAUUUAUUUCGUUUUCUUUCUGAGAUCUUUUAGUUGAUCCGAGAGUCAGAACUCAAUGGGGCACUGUUGCAGCAAAAACGUCACGGUCUCCGUCGACAAGGAGGGCUCCAACUCCGCCGCCGCCAACCACCGCCGACAGACCCCCGCAUCGGGAUCGCAGACGCCGUCCGCCGCCGCGAACGGUGCGGCACGAGGCACCCCAGCUCAGUCAUUCACUGCGAGUCCAUGGCAGAGUCCCUACCCCGCCGGCAUCGCGCCAUCUCCCUCGCCGGCGAGGACUCCCGGACGCAAGUUCCGGUGGCCUUUGCCACCUCCAUCGCCGGCGAAGCCCAUUAUGUCCGCUUUGUUCAAGCGGCAGCCAGCCACACAGCCAGCGAGGCCAAUUCCAGAGGAGGCGGCCGGCGACGGUGGCGAGCGGCAGCUUGAUAAGAGCUUUGGGUAUUCAAAAAAUUUCGCGGCCAAGUAUGAGCUGGGCAAAGAGGUCGGGCGGGGGCAUUUUGGGCAUACUUGUUGGGCUAAAGGUAAAAAAGGGGAGCUCAAAAAUCAACAAGUAGCUGUAAAGAUCAUUUCGAAAGCGAAGAUGACGACAGCAAUAGCAAUUGAAGAUGUACGUAGGGAGGUGAAGAUAUUGAAGGCCUUGUCUGGACAUAAAAAUCUGAUCAAGUUUUAUGAUGCAUUUGAAGAUGCCAAUAAUGUCUAUGUGGUUAUGGAAUUGUGUGAAGGAGGUGAGCUGCUUGACCGUAUUUUAGCACGAGGGGGAAGAUAUUCAGAAGAGGAUGCCAAGAAAAUAGUGAUGCAAAUGUUGAGUGUCGUUGCCUUUUGUCAUCUACAAGGUGUUGUACACCGAGAUCUAAAGCCGGAGAAUUUCCUGUUUGCCACAAGAGAUGAAGAUUCUCCUAUGAAGGUCAUAGAUUUUGGUCUAUCUGAUUUUAUCAGGCCAGAUCAACGUCUGAAUGACAUUGUUGGGAGUGCAUACUAUGUUGCACCUGAAGUGCUCCACAGAUCUUACAGCAAUGAAGCUGAUAUUUGGAGUAUUGGCGUGAUUACGUACAUCUUGUUGUGUGGAAGCCGUCCCUUUUGGGCGCGCACGGAAUCUGGAAUCUUUCGUUCGGUGCUGAGAGCCGAUCCCAACUUCCAUGAUGCCCCAUGGCCAUCGGUCUCGGCCGAGGCCAAAGAUUUUGUGAAGAGGCUUCUGAAUAGGGAUCACAGGAAAAGAAUGAGUGCUGCACAUGCACUAACUCACCCAUGGUUAAGGAGCCUAAACUGCACUAUACCGUUAGACGUGACAAUCUACAGAUUAAUCAAGUCAUACAUUCGAGCCACUCCUUUGAAACGUGCUGCCUUAAAAGCAAUCUCAAAAGCUCUGACAGAGGAUGAACUCCACUACCUUAAAGCUCAAUUCGAACUCUUGGAACCGAAAGAUGGUUGUGUUUCCCUUACUAAUUUCAGAAUGGUUGGUACUGUUUCGUUGUUUCUUUUAAUUGUGCUACCUGCUAAAACAUGGGCUUAUAUUAAUCCUCUGACCUUACAGGCACUCAUGGGAAAUGCAACUGAUGCCAUGAAGGAAUCAAGAGUUACUGACAUUUUGAAUAUGGAGUUGAGCUUAGGUCCUACUGCUUACUCUCUACUCAACGAUUGGAUCAGACCAACUGACCGGAAAUUGAGUUUCCUCGGAUUUACAAAGUUCUUGCAUGGUGUAACUGUCCGAAACUCAACUACAAGGCACCGACACUAAAAUCUUGUUUUUGUGAUUGCUUUUACUUUGAAAAAUGUAUUUUUUUAAAAGUUCAUUUUUACAGACCCUUCCAGGAUUUGACUGGAAAUGAAAAUUUGUAUUAGAGUGUUUUCGGAGAAAUUUGGUGGGGAGGAAAAAAAUACGAAUCAGAAAGAAUUGUAAUAUUUAGGGAAGCAGAUACUGGGAUUUAUAAUGGAAUAUCAUUUUAUUCAUGUG
Molecule: messenger RNA, 2232 nt
Organism: Striga asiatica
Lineage: Eukaryota; Viridiplantae; Streptophyta; Magnoliopsida; Lamiales; Orobanchaceae
Source: the annotation of a GenBank genome assembly